UAAUGAGAAGAGUCAAGGGCAGGAAAGAAGAAUAUUGAGGAACAAGACUUUGGGCAAGAAGAGAAGAGGGACCCAACUAGGAAGGAAGAAGUAUCCAGGGGCGCGAACUAAAUGAAGAAUGGAUCUUCUUGCGUAGAAAGUUGAGAUGAGGAGGGCCAAAGUGCAACAGUGGCAGCUGAGAGAAGGGGAACAAAAUCCCUAGCGCAACCAAUUUUUUGGAUCGGGCCUGGCACACAUCUCUCUCCCUCACCCCUCCUUCUUCCACCUCCGGCCACCGCCGCGGCUAGGCCGGCGUGGCGGUGUGCAACCCAGCCAUCUAUCAGCGCCACCCAGCACCUCCACCCGCUCCACAACACCACAGCACCUCCACCCGCCAUACCGUAACGCAUCCAUCCACCAUCGCCAUCACAUCCAGCCACCAUCACCUCGCGUGCCCGACCAGACUAGAGGUCGUGGUUGUCUAGUGCUCCGCGCGAGUCUCUCCUCUCUGCUGCUGUACCCUGCGCCCCUUGCCUAGCUGCUCCUAUUCUCCUGCGCCCCCUGCUGCUCCUCACCAUGCUGCUGCUCUCUGCCUAACACGCCUUUGUUGUUCUUCUUGCCCAAACCAUGCUGUUACUCCUUAUCUGAACCUACGGUUGCUACUGCGCUCUGCUGCUUCUUCUCCCAUGUCACUACUGCUGCUCUUCUUUUCUUUCCCCUACUGUUGCUCCUUCUCUGAACCUCACGAUGCUGCUCCAUCUCCUAAACGCUGCUGCUUCUUCCUUGGCCCCCUGCUCUGCUCCUAAUCUGAACCAUAAAUUGCUGCUACUCCCCUUCAUUCUCUAAAUUUCUGUAGACUUGAGAUCAUAUGUAAUAUUCAUAUUUGGCUAGUGCUUGAAACUUGCUAUUGGUUCAGAUUUGUAACUGUAUAAUAAUGCUAUGACAUGUUCAGUUUCAGACUGGUGAUUGUUUAGUACUGUAGUACUGUUUUUGUUCAUCGGAGAGUAUUAGAACAGUGCCCUGUAAUACCAUAUUCGUAUUUGUGUGUGUGUGUGUGUGUGAAAUAUAUUAAUUAUGUACUGCACUUGCUACUGAUUAGUGUCCAGUUUACUGUAGACUGUUGCUCAAGUUCCUAUGAUAUAUAUCAUGUUUGACAGUUUAGUCUUCUAGUUAUUAUUGCACUGAUUUAUGUCAAGAAGAUUUGGCUAGUGUGAUGUGAGUCCAGUACAUGUGCUUUAUAAUCCUGUUUGUAACCAGUGUUCAUUUUGUAGUCCCAGUGAUAUAUCUUGUACCUUGUGCUAGCUAUGAACCUAUGAUAUAUAUGUGUGUGUUAUGUUCAUGUCCUUUUACUUCUCUUGUCAUUGAUGAUAGCUUUUGUUAGUAUCUUAAUUUCUCAAGCAUUACGAAAAUACCAAAAAGAUUGUUGAAGAUAAUUUGAACCUUCCUUGCUACUGUGUUAUUUUCUUUAUCGUCAACUUUGAUUAGUUUAGGUCUAUAUUUCCUUGCAAUCAUCAUCUAAAUUCUAUUACCUAGCUUUAGCCUAGUAUAGUUGCCAUCGCCUAGUCCCUGAGGAGAACCCGACACUCGUAGUUUGGGUAUAAAACCCCACUGUACCUACUAUUGAUCAUUUUGGCGCCGUUGCCGGGGACUAGCGUCGAGUGACCGUGUUAGGCUAUAGACUAGGUUUUUCUUCUUUUUCUAUUUUGUGCCAUAUAUUUGUGAUAUAUCUCUAACUCCUGACCCUUGUUCCAGAUUAUUUCCUCUUUGUUUUCUUCUCCUUUUUGUAGGUUAGAACCAUCUUCUCGGAUAUGGCUUACUAUUCAGAUCAUCAUGCUUAUGUGAGCAACACUACAAACAGCACGGAAAGUGUUCAAGAACUGAUAGUUAUCCAAUGCAGGGAUUUAGGUAUGAAGAGGAGAGCCACAACUAUGCUCCACAACAGAUUUAUUCAGCUCCUACUCAUAUACCUCAACACCAGGACAUGUUGCCAACGGAGUUAAAUGGUCCUCCAUUUGGUCAACCAACACUUUCAACACAAGUGCCCACACAAGAUGACUUUGAUGAUAUAGACAAGCUCACAUUGCUUAGUCUUGAGUUCACUUGGAGUGCCGAGGAUGAUCCUAUUAGGAAGGUUAUUCUAGAGGAAAUGAAGAAGAUCAAGAGUGGAAAAGAGCUAGUGGAAGAAGUAAGGAAGAUUGAGAAGAACAUCAACGCUGGCAGCACUAUUUCUUCACAACUUGAGUUGAGUGUGGUUGAGAUAUCCAUGGAUACAUGUGAGGUUCCAACACCUUCACAUUUCGUUGAGCAAGAUAGCAAGUGCCUUGAGCAAGAGAUACCUCAGAUUAUAGAAGAUGAACUAGAAGACAAGGAACAAGAUGAUCAAGAGCUGCAAUUCCCAAGUGAUCAAGUUGAAGACUCAUCAUCUAUUACUCCUGAAGAAGUACAAGAAGCUGCUGUAGAUGAAGAUGAAGAACAUGAGAUUCAUUUGCCUAUUGUCAUACCAGAGUGUGAUGUGUCAGGUUUACUCAAUCCUCUUGAUGACAUGAUGCCUUGUGAUUUCUUUGCUACUACCUUGCAUUACAUGAUACCAUCACUUAAGAUUGAUUUGAAAACUCAUUUGCUUGGAUAUGAUGAUAUAUACCCUGUUAGUGGCAUUACUCUCAUUUGUGAUGAUCAUAGUUACUUUCCUCGUGCUAGUCCUAUGCUUAAUGAAACAUAUCAUUCCCAUGCUAGUCUUGAGCUUAAUGAUAAAUAUCAUCCUCAUGUUAGUGCUGACCUUGCUGAUUUCUACCAUCCUAAACAUGUGCUUUAUAGCUAUGCUUAUGUAAUUGGAUAUUCGAUUGAUGACUUGGAGGGUAUUAUCCCUACCACUUGCAUUGUGUCUUUGGUUGAGUGCUCUUUCAGGUUGUUGCUUGUGCACGAUCCAAUACAUGCUGACCAGGUUCGAGGUGACAUUCCUUGGGAUCCUGGUGGAGUCAGAGCAUGGCGAUGAGGAGAAGCAAUGGGGCACACAUAUGGAAGAGUGAAGCUGGAGCAUCCAUGAGGAAGCAAGGGAGAAGAGCUGCAGCCGGUGAGGUGAUCGAGCGAGUGCUACAUGAUCAAAGCCCGGUGAGCUGUUUCAUGACCCAUUCCGAAUAUAUCAUCCAUUAAUACAUGCUGAAAUCAAAUGUUAUUUGGGUUGCUUAAGCCAUGUCUUAAAUGUUGCCCCACUGAAUUUUACUUGACAUAUGGUGCUUGAUGAGAAUAUGUGAACUGAGUGUUGAAUGCCUGGUAAACUAGUGAUCUAUACAAGGCUUGCUUUGCUAAAAGUAGUGGAAGUUAUUAGUUUUGAGUGCUCAAAUCCCUAGUAUACUAGAAAACUUAAUCAUUUUCUGCUUUUACCUCGAUACACCUAGAUCACCAUGUUUAGAUGCUGAAUUUGUGCUAAGUGUGUUCCCAUUGAGAGCAAUCACCUAACCACUAUGGAUUAGCAUGCUAUGUUCCCUGGAUCGGUAGCAUGUGAACCAGACAUGGAGAAGUGAUGAUUCCUGUCUUUGUGCUUAUGCGUUGUUCAUUUAAGAUAAGUAAUAAUGAAUAAAUAAGUCUGACUACCUAAAGUAGCAUGUCAUGUUCCCGGGAUCGGUGGCAUGUGAAAUCUGGUAGCUUGGACAGUAAUAAAUAAAUAAAAAUGUAAUUGUCGAACCAGGUGUAUACCAUGUUCUCGGGAUCGGUGGUAUGUUCCUUUGGGGAGACAAAUAACAACAAAAAAACUAAUAAUUGGUUGAUCCAGGUGUAUACCAUGUUCUCGGGAUCGGUGGUAUGUUCCUUUGGUGAGAUCGAUAAAAUAUUAUCAUUGCUUUACUUCUGUAAAUAAGUGAACGGAUCACAAGUUUAUGUUCUUUUUUUUGUGCUCUGGAUCAUGCUCGCUUUAGGAACCUUUGGCACAAUCAUCAUUUAAACUUGUUGAUCUUCUUUUAUCAUUGUAAAAGUUUAAAAUGGUCAAGUCUACUAGGAUCCUAUUGCUUUGUAGCACUCUUAACCAUUGAUUUUCACUAGUUAAGUCCAAAGCAUGCUUUGUUUGGAGAUCUACUUCACUGGGACAUUCUCCAGUCAGCUCACUGUUCAUUAUCUAGCUCUUGUCAUAUUCCUUUGCUUGAGGACAAGCAAAGAUUUAAGUGUGGGGGAACUUGAUAAGCACAUUUCAUAUAUACAAUUUGGGCACACAAAUAUACCAUUUAUUGUGAUCUGGCCAUCAAUUCUUGCUGUGAAAUAUUGAAUACUUGCUUGAUAAUCAUAAAAGGGUAUCAUUUACAAUUCGUUUGUUUAUCUUGCAGAAAAGUGCGAGAAGGCACUAUAAACUUCGUGAUAAUGAGAAGAGUCAAGAGCAGGAAAGAAGAAUAUUGAGGAACAAGACUUUGGGCAAGAAGAGAAGAGGGACCCAACUAGGAAGGAAGAAGUAUCCAGGGGCGCGAACUAAAUGAAGAAUGGAUCUUCUUGCGUAGAAAGUUGAGAUGAGGAGGGCCAAAGUGCAACAGUGGCAGCUGAGAUAAGGGGAACAAAAUCCCUAGCGCAACCAAUUUUUUGGAUCGGGCCUGGCACACAUCUCUCUCCCUCACCCCUCCUUCUUCCACCUCCGGCCACCGCCGCGGCUAGGCCGGCGUGGCGGUGCGCAACCCAGCCAUCCACCAGCGCCACCCAGCACCUCCACCCGCUCCCCAAUGCCGCAGCACCUCCACCCGCCAUACCGUAACGCAUCCAUCCACCAUCGCCAUCACAUCCAGUCACCAUCACCUCGCGUGCCCGACCAGACUAGAGGUCGUGGUUGUCUAGUGCUCCGCGCGAGUCUCUCCUCUCUGCUGCUGUACCCUGCGCCCCUUGCCUAGCUGCUCCUAUUCUCCUGCGCCCCCUGCUGCUCCUCACCAUGCUGCUGCUCUCUGCCUAACCUACCCACGCCUCUGUUGUUCUUCUUGCCCAAACCAUGCUGUUACUCCUUAUCUGAACCUACGGUUGCUACUGCGCUCUGCUGCUUCUUCUCCCAUGUCACUGUUGCUGCUCUUCUUUUCUUUCCCCUACUGUUGCUCCUUCUUUGAACCUCACGAUGCUGCUCCAUCUCCUAAAUGCUGCUGCUUCUUCCUUGGCCCCCUGCUCUGCUCCUAAUCUGAACCAUAAAUUGCUGCUACUCCCCUUCAUUCUCUAAAUUUCUGUAGACUUGAGAUCAUAUGUAAUAUUCAUAUUUGGCUAGUGCUUGAAACUUGCUAUUGGUUCAGAUUUGUAACUGUAUAAUAAUGCUAUGACAUGUUCAGUUUCAGACUGGUGAUUGUUUAGUACUGUAGUACUGUUUUUUUCAUCGGAGAGUAUUAGAACAGUGCCCUGUAAUACCAUAUUCGUAUUUGUGUGUGUGUGUGUGUGUGUGAAAUAUAUUAAUUAUGUACUGCACUUGCUACUGAUUAGUGUCCAGUUUACUGUA
Molecule: messenger RNA, 5425 nt
Organism: Triticum dicoccoides
Lineage: Eukaryota; Viridiplantae; Streptophyta; Magnoliopsida; Poales; Poaceae
Exons: 2
Coding region: 1871-2971 (366 amino acids)
Source: RefSeq, a predicted model, not a curated record